UCUUAUUCUCAUUUUCUUAUAUGUAUUAUCACAAUCUGAGUUUUUCUACUAACAUUUUCCUUGUUGUUUUUCACUUUUAGAAAACUCAAAUUGAAAAACAAUCUCCAAGUCUUUCUAUUCUCACAUUUAGCUUUUGAAGAUGAGCAAGGGAUCAAGUUCAAAGAAAGUAGAAGUAACAAGCGAUGACGCCAAAAUUUAUAUCAAAGAAAUAAAGGAUGCGUUUAAAGAUGAGAAACAUAAGUUCAAUGAGUUUUUAAAGACUAUGAAAGAUAUCAAGAAAAAAAGAGCUGAUAUAGUGUGUAUGCUGGCAAGAGUGAAGGAAUUGUUUGAAGGGCAUGAAGAAUUGUUAUUGAAAUUUAAUACCUAUUUGGUAGAUGAAUUUGAGAUUACACCUCCACCAAAUAAGCCAGAAGUGAAUAUAGAAUAUGCUAGGAAAUAUUUGGACAAGGUGAAGACUCGAUUUCAAGAUGAUCCGAACAUUUACCAAUCAUUUCUAACUAUACUGAAUAUGUAUAGAAAUAAAGAAAAGAGUUGCGAGGAGGUUUCACGAAUGGUUAUUUCACUUUUUAAAGACCAACCUGAUCUUGUUGACGGAUUUAUUGAGUUUUUUCCAUGACGUGGCUUUUGAUGUUUAUAAAUUUUCUUUCUUAAAGAAGUUCGUGAUGAGUUAAUAAAUACCUAUGGUAUGGUUACCGAGAUAACUAAAGAUUUUUAGAUUUAUUUUUAAUGUUUUUUAUUUGAGACUUGAAAUAAGAAAUCAUUUGAAGAAGAUUUUAUCAA
Molecule: messenger RNA, 780 nt
Organism: Lathyrus oleraceus (garden pea)
Lineage: Eukaryota; Viridiplantae; Streptophyta; Magnoliopsida; Fabales; Fabaceae
Product: paired amphipathic helix protein Sin3-like 3
Exons: 5
Coding region: 140-616 (158 amino acids)
Biological process (GO): negative regulation of transcription by RNA polymerase II
Cellular component (GO): histone deacetylase complex; chromatin
Molecular function (GO): transcription corepressor activity
Source: RefSeq, a predicted model, not a curated record